This is a messenger RNA of Limulus polyphemus (Atlantic horseshoe crab), 3192 nucleotides long. Its product is annotated as Ig-like and fibronectin type-III domain-containing protein 2. Lineage: Eukaryota; Metazoa; Arthropoda; Merostomata; Xiphosura; Limulidae. Gene Ontology annotation, molecular function: protein binding. The transcript is spliced from 18 exons. The record is from RefSeq and is a predicted model, not a curated record. The annotation marks the transcript as partial.
AGGGAAAGUGUUUGAUCCUGAUAUAGUAUCGUAGCCAAAAUGCUGUUUCCGAAAUCUACUGUACUCCUCUUAAUGGUGGAACUUGUUUGUGGUGAACCUAGUAUAGAAACAACAGCAAUCGAGCCUGUAGUGGUGAGUGAGGGGGAUGCAGCUUAUUUGGACUGUGUAGUCACUAACAUAGGCAAUUAUACAAUGAUCUGGAAAAGGGUUGGUAAUGGAAAAGCUACUUCUGAUGUUCUGACAGCAGGGAGAAUAAGAGUGACGACUGACCAAAGAAUUUCUGUUAUCCAUGAACCAGAUCAUUCAAGGUGGAUUUUGAAAAUUUCGUCAUCGACAGAGCAGGAUACUGGCCGAUAUAUAUGUGAAGUGAAUACAGUGUUACCUCUUAGGGUUUACAGAAUUCUUACUGUUGUAGAUACUCCAGUCAGCACACCGUUUUCAAUAAAGCACAACUACAAAGAUUGCUGUGUGCAAAAUGGUGUGCCUAGUUCUUGCCUUAGUCUAUGUAAUUUCCACGAUAUUAUUUUGGGAUACCAACCAGAACCAGGUGAAUGUGUGGAUUAUGUUAAAAAUAUCGUUUCCUGUUUAGCAGAUGGGCGAGAUCACAUGCCCUGUUGCAUAAGAGAAAACAUUCCCGAGAUUUGUCGGUCUGUGUGUAUUGGAGAUUAUCAGCUUUCUACAGUUUUGCAGCACUACACCUGUGUUAAUUACACCAUGCCAACUCUUGCUUGCAUUGCAGAAGGGAUAGAUAUAUUGCCAGGUUCACCACAAAACUUUGCAGUUAAUCCAUUAUCAAGUGAUAAGAUCGAAGUGACGUGGACAAGACCUUACCAGUUAAUUAACGUGAACCAUUAUGAGCUGAAUGUUACUAAACUUCAUUCAUUUGAUGAUUUGGGCUUUGUAAUAACUAAUGAGAGUAUCGAAAGCAGACAGAAAGAGGGGAAGUCUGUGGUAUACGACAAACAGGAAGACAUCUCUACUAGUAUUCAUAUGGUUAACGGGAACGAAACAACUAUUUUGUUGAGAAACUUGCAACCACAAACGAUGUAUGAAAUGUUUCUCACUGCAGUCAACAGAUACGGCAGAAGUCUUCCAACUUAUAAUAUUCGUACACUCACAUUAUCUGCAACUUCUGCAACCAAAAGUGCUGUAAAUUUACAACAUCCUCAACUGCCAGAUAUCCCACUUUGUUGUAAGCAUCAAGGGGUGGACGUGGAUCAUUGUCUUCAGUUUUUGUGUAAUCCCGUAUUCACUGAAAACACAAGCAUAACUCAAAUGAUGAUUUGUGCCCCUUUUGCUAAUGUGACCUUCAGAUGUAUGGCUGGCGGUGUUGACCAUACUUCCUGCUGCCAACAGCGAGGCAUGCCAGAAAUUUGUUUAGAGUUUUGCAGUGGACGCGUGAAGAGUAUUAACUUUCGCCAUUUUAUAUGCCUCGACUAUAUGCACGUGUACAGUAACUGUUUAUUGGACCACUAUGGGGUAUUACCAUCUGCACCCCUGAACCUGACACUCGGUAAUAUAAAUCACCAAUGGGCCAUCUUACGCUGGAGCCCACCAAGUUAUCUAAGUCAUACUGUGAAACAGUACAUUCUCCAUUGGCGAGAAGCAAUAACAAAUGGGUUCCCAGAGUACUAUUUUCAAGUGAACGUCAAGUCACCAUUCCUUUUUGAUGGCUUGAAACCCAGCACAAGGUACGAAGUUUAUUUGGUAGCAGAAAAUUCUUAUGGAGCAAGUGAGUCUUCUUCUCGCAUUUUGUUUACAACUUCUUCUGCACGCCAGCCAAUAGAGAUACAGAAAAACCAAGAAACGGGGUAUAACGAAACAGAUUGUUGUGUUCGUAGUAGGGUAAAACCAGCAUGUAUGCCAUUGUGUACUUACAAGGUAACUUUGUCAGAUCUCUAUAAUCUGGCAUUACCUUGUUUGGAUGAAGUUGGCACGGUUAUUCGAUGUGCUGCCGGCGGCCGAGAUCAUGUAUCAUGCUGUCAGCGGCGAGGUGUUAUCAGCAGUUGUUUAGGUUUAUGUGCUGGGAAGAUAGAAAUUGACUCAGAGAACAAACUCCAGAAGUGUCAAGCUGAUCUAGGAAAAAUAAUUCAGUGCAUGGAGGAAGGCACAGACGUCCAGCCUAUGAUACCUCAAGACGUCCACAUCACUCUUGUGACUUCAAAUACUGUCCACUUGAGAUGGUCACCACCAGGAGAAGGUCCAGAUGUAGUUGGUUAUCAGAUCCGAUAUCAGUUAACCCCUCAAAGUAUCCCUCUCAAACCACUAGAGUUCACAAAGUUUGUCAACACUACUAAGACAACAACAGUCAUUGCUGAUCUACAGUCAGGGGCAUAUUAUAGUUUCUAUGUCUUAUCAUAUAACAAUUAUGGAUUCUCUCUUCCUUCACUUGUUGCUGUGGUUAGGACAUCUCUCCUAGGGAACAAGACUGACCUUGUAAAAGCAAACCUAAGUCCUCCCCAUUCUGUCGUUGUUAGUAAGGGGGAGAUGAAUAAUAUGUUGAUAACAUGGUCGCCACCGGAAUACGUUCCUCUUGAGGCUUCUCUGUCUUACACUGUUUACUACCAGCCUGCUAACCAAACAGAAUCACUGAUCGAUAGUGACACCACCAUCUCAACAGUCUACAACACAGAAACUAUGGAUAACUUGAGUUUCAACACACAGUAUGCUGUUGCUAUCCAGGCACACACAGAAGAGAUGCAUAGUCAGUUAUCAGAAGUGGUGCUUUUUUGGACAAAUCCAGCCAUUGCAGCUUUUGUACAUCCUCCUGUUAUCAUUCCAGCUGGUGAAAUAAUGGAAGGCUCUAAUAUAAGUAUUCUCUGCGUUGGAAUUGGCAUGCCUCUACCGAGAGUUUCAAUAUAUGUUAAUGGGAAAAUGUGCAUUGAGGAGAAAAAUCGACACCUUUCAUGUACUAUUUCUUAUAUUCAUCAUAACGUCACUAGUGUUGGCUGCUACGCUGACAAUGGGUACGGUCACGGAGCUCAAAGCACUCGGCGAAUCUCAGUAAAUUUUCGACCCUAUAUUCGAGCACUGACACCAAACAUCCAGACAGCUCCAGGUUCUAUUGUAACAUUGAAAUGUGAAGUAUCUGCGUUUCCUGAGCCAAGAAUUCUCUGGUACAAAGGUUUUGAUCAAAAACAACCAGUUAAAAGAGGAGACAAUACGAAAAUGGAGCUUAUACCUAAAGAUGAG